UUUGAGAGCAGCCUCGGCUGCUCAGAGCCGCGGCGGCCGCCGGAGGAGCGGGGCGGCUGCUUCUGCCUCUGCCUGGAGGAGGAGGAGGAGGAGGAGGAAGAAGAGGCUCCGACCGCCGCCUCUCCCUCCCGCCCCCCCUUUCCCCUUCCGCCCCAUACCUUUAUGGACGAGCGCCGGAGCUUGCUCCACUCUCCGGCAGCUUCUUCCGCCGGCCGGCCGCCGAGCAGCAGCCACCACAACCUGGGCUACACCGAGCAGCCGCCCCCCGCCGCCCCCCGGCCCCACGAGGAGGAAGAGGGCGAGGAGGCGGAGGAAGGCAGCAUGACCGUGGUGGGGGGGGGCGGCGGCGGAGACCCCCUGCUGGAGGAGCCGCAGCAUCCGCACCCUUUGCUGGGGGGGGACCGCUACGACCACCCUCCGCCUCCGGCCGCCGGCCCCACCGGUCACCCCGCGGGCAGCGGGGAGCACGAGUGCUGCGAGCGGGUGGUGAUCAACAUCUCCGGGCUACGGUUCGAGACCCAGCUCAAGACACUGGCGCAGUUCCCUGAGACGCUGCUGGGAGACCCCCGCAAGAGGAUGCGCUACUUCGACCCCCUCCGCAACGAGUAUUUUUUUGACCGCAACCGGCCCAGCUUCGACGCCAUCCUCUAUUACUACCAGUCAGGUGGGCGCAUCCGGCGGCCUGUCAACGUCCCCAUUGAUAUCUUCUCUGAGGAGAUUCGCUUCUACCAGCUGGGGGAGGAGGCCAUGGAGAAGUUCCGAGAGGAUGAAGGUUUCAUUCGGGAGGAGCAGCGGCCACUCCCAGACAAGGAGUUUCAGCGCCAGGUGUGGCUGCUUUUUGAAUAUCCCGAGAGCUCUGGGCCAGCCCGAGGCAUUGCCAUCGUCUCUGUCCUGGUCAUCCUUAUCUCCAUCGUCAUCUUCUGUUUGGAGACCCUGCCUGAAUUCAGGGAUGACCACGACUAUGAGGGAACUGGGGGGCCCUUCGGGACAGGCGGUGGCCCUCUCCCACCUGAUGUCUUCACCAACUCCUCGUCCUCAGCCACUUCCAUGGUGUCAUCCUUCACUGACCCUUUCUUUGUGGUGGAGACUUUGUGCAUCAUCUGGUUCUCCUUUGAGCUGCUGGUCCGCUUCUUUGCCUGCCCCAGCAAGGCCACCUUCUCCAAGAACAUCAUGAACAUCAUUGACAUUGUGGCCAUUAUCCCCUACUUCAUCACGCUGGGCACUGAGCUGGCAGAGAGGCAAGGCAAUGGCCAGCAAGCCAUGUCCCUGGCCAUCCUCCGAGUCAUCCGCUUGGUGCGGGUCUUCAGGAUCUUCAAGCUCUCCCGACACUCCAAGGGGCUGCAGAUCCUGGGGCAGACCCUCAAAGCCAGCAUGAGGGAGCUGGGCUUGCUCAUCUUCUUCCUCUUCAUCGGCGUCAUCCUCUUCUCCAGUGCUGUCUACUUCGCAGAAGCUGAUGACCCCAGUUCAGGUUUCAGUAGCAUCCCUGAUGCCUUCUGGUGGGCGGUGGUGACCAUGACCACAGUGGGCUACGGGGACAUGCACCCCAUCACCAUCGGGGGCAAGAUUGUGGGGUCUCUGUGUGCCAUCGCGGGGGUGCUAACCAUCGCUCUGCCCGUGCCCGUGAUAGUCUCCAACUUCAACUAUUUCUACCACCGGGAGACAGAAGGUGAGGAGCAAGCCCAGUACAUGCAUGUUGGGAGCUGCCAGCACCUCUCGUCUACCGAGGAGAUGAGGAAGGCACGCAGCAAUUCCACCCUCAGCAAGUCCGAGUACAUGGUGAUAGAGGAGGGGGGAAUCAACCACAGUGCAUUCAAACAGGCUGCCUUUAAGACAGGGAACUGCACAACCACAAACAAUCCCAACUGUGUGAAUAUCAAAAAGAUCUUUACGGAUGUUUAAAAACAAAACAAAACAACAGCAAAACCUGAGGAUGUGGUAAAAAAUAAUAAAUGCAAAGUGACUGUGUACUUGGUGUUGUGUGGAACAUGCACCAUCGUCAGUCUGUGUAUGCCCUUGUUUUUAUACAUUUAUUUUUUUAGAUCUUUCCUUUCUAAAGAUCUUAAAGGGAUUUAAAUUUCUCUGAAGAAAAGAGGACAGCUAACAGUUAAAGAGGUGGAAGAUGAAGACAAAGCACUCUCACUGAUGAAGCAGGUGUUUGUUCUGCAACAUGUUGCAGGGCUGCUUUUGUUUUCUUGCUUUUGGGGACAUCUUGCUUUGCUUCUGAUUUUUUUCCCCCCUUCCCUACAGGCAGCGUGGAGCCGAUUUCCCUUCCAUCACAUAAGCUCACUUGUUGGAUUAGCAGCCCUGGAUUGGGUGGGGAGACGAGGAAAACAUGUUGCAGAGCACACUGUAAGGGGGCUGGGAGGAAACAACCAUUUAAUUUUGCAGAGAGUCUCUGUUACCACAUUGUUAAAUGGUGCUUAAUAUUGAAACAUGUGGUGUGCCAUUACGGGCACAUCACAGAUUCCCUUUCCUCCCCCACUAGAUCAUUUAUGAAAUUCUAAUCUGGUCAGAGACCAAGUGCAAUCAGUUCUGACUUAAAUACAAAAAACAAAACGAAACAAAACCCACUAAUUUUCUAUUCUUAAUUCCCUUCCCCUGCAGCACUAUGGCAUUAUUCCAUCCAGCAUAAAAUUUGUGGCCGCGCAGCUGGUCUGUGUGCUCUGGGGGGAGGCAAAAGGCAAAAUUGAAUGGUUAUGGUGUGCGGGGAGCGAUGCCGGCGAGGACCAGAAGAUGCCAGCUCUGUGAUGGGCUCCUUGCUGUGGCCGUGCAGCCUCAGACCCACCAAGCUGGACAAAAAGGGAUAUUUACACCUUUUUGCAAUGCAUUUGGGAGAGAUACAGCUGCUUAUCGCAAGAAGAUUAGAGUGGCGAACACGCCUUCCAACGGAAGUCACUAAUUUGGACUGGAGUGAUGCAGUUGCCAUGGCGACUCUAGUUUCCUGGGAAACCCCAAAAGGUUGUCAUGGCAUCCUUUCUCCCAUCCCCCUUGGUUGUCGUCGUUCCUGCAAAAACCCUUCCAGAUGGUUCCAGCCCUGCCAUCCCGCAGGAUACUGUGUCUCUGCACCUCGCAGGGCACCUGUCCCUGCAUCCCCAUCCUGUUGCUGCACCCCCUUCUGCACCGUGUCCCCAUGAACCAAACACCCACCUGUAGGCAAUAAGCACACCCCAAAACUCCCCUCUUCCUCCCAGAGGAGUUCACACCUUGGCGAUGAAAUCUGGGAGCCGAGCCUCGUACUGCAGACACUAGCAGCCGCUUGGACAUAGCAGCAGCGGUGCUGCACCACCAGGAAAGAACCGUGCUUGCCCCACGCUAUAUGAAACCCCGAGGCUCCCCCAAAGCAUCCUCCAAGGGCAAGAAUGGCCCCGAGCAGCCAGCGGGAAAGCUCAGCUGGGAAAGCGUGGCAGCCUUUGGAAACAAGGGGGACAAAUGCAGAUCUAUUAAGAGCAGGAUUGAAAAGUAACCCAAACCCCGCCAGGGAAAGCGUGCCUCCUUCAUCAUUCCGUGCACACCAGGGGCCACAGGACAUCUGAUGGGAUCAGAUAACAGAAGCUUCGAAUUUAAGAGCUUCAGGACUGUGUUGAAGAAUAGAACACCUCAAAGGAAAUCACACGCAUCCCAGCCUCGACUGAUGGAAGGUCCGUCGUCCUGCACCCCAACAUGUUAAACAUUUGCUAUGUUAUCCGUGUCUUCUAACACAAGUGCAUUAUGUACCAGGGAUCAUCUUUUCAGCUGGAAGAUUAUUUUCAGAUCAUGUGCAAUAUGACGAAACUGAACAAAGCCAGAAAAAAGGCAGAGGGGAGGUGGAAAUCAUUUGGACAUUAUUUCAUU
Messenger RNA from Cygnus atratus (black swan), 3831 nucleotides. Its product is annotated as potassium voltage-gated channel subfamily A member 3-like. NCBI's taxonomy places the organism in Eukaryota, Metazoa, Chordata, Aves, Anseriformes, Anatidae. Gene Ontology annotation, cellular component: voltage-gated potassium channel complex; membrane. The coding region runs from base 163 to 1899 and encodes 578 amino acids. The transcript is spliced from 2 exons. The record is from RefSeq and is a predicted model, not a curated record. Gene Ontology annotation, molecular function: delayed rectifier potassium channel activity; protein binding. Gene Ontology annotation, biological process: protein homooligomerization; potassium ion transmembrane transport.